AUGAAAUUAACAAUCUUAAGUGCAAUUUUCUUGUCUAGUGGAGCUCUCGCAGCUGAUUCUUCUGACAUUGCUUUCAUAACCAAAUUAGUAAGUGAUGCUAAGGCUCAUGCCAAAGACUACCUUGGAUAUGUUCAGACUGCCUCAAGCGUUCCAGCUGAAUUUACUUCCUUGGCCAAGGAAGUGAUGACCUACAAGGACGAUUCUUACACUACAUUGAUCAGCGACAUCAACGUGAAUCAAUUAGAAUCAUUUGCUUCAAAAUUGCCAUGGGCUACAAGAUUGGAUCUCGGCGGUGGCUCAUCAGGGGGCUCCUCUUCUGAGAGUGGAUCUGAAAGUUCAUCCGGAUCAUCGGCGUCGACUUCAAGUACAGCAAGUGAAUCGGAAAGUUCUUCUGGUGCUGCAGGCUCACUCAUUCCCGUCGGAGGCAGCUUCUUAUUUAUGCUUGCGGCCUUGAUCUAA
Priceomyces carsonii is the source of this 459-nucleotide messenger RNA. RefSeq names its product putative lipase (gene RBR2). NCBI's taxonomy places the organism in Eukaryota, Fungi, Ascomycota, Pichiomycetes, Serinales, Debaryomycetaceae. Bases 1 to 459 code for a protein of 152 amino acids. The transcript has a single exon. The record is from RefSeq and is a predicted model, not a curated record.